Messenger RNA from Cryptotermes secundus, 1049 nucleotides. Its product is annotated as pre-mRNA cleavage complex 2 protein Pcf11-like. Bases 312 to 965 code for a protein of 217 amino acids. The record is from RefSeq and is a predicted model, not a curated record. Lineage: Eukaryota; Metazoa; Arthropoda; Insecta; Blattodea; Kalotermitidae. The transcript has 6 exons.
ACCGAUUGUGGUAUCGGCCCAGGAGGCGAUUUUAAAUUUAGUUCCUGUAUGAUGAACAUAGAUGGCAGCAGCAUUGCACCGAGGUGUCAUGGCGGCCAUUUUGCCAACCAAUAAGGUGGGCGACCUUAAUCGUCCAGGCAUUGGAAAAACAUCUUCAAAAGGUGCAAACAGAGAUCAAGCUGCCCGUGUUACACCUCAUCAAUUCUAUUUUGAAGAAUGUUGGAGACGUAUAUACUUCGCUCUACACUCAGAACAUUGUUUCAACCUUCUGCGGUGUUUUUGAAAAGGUGGAUAAGGAAACACGGUCCCAGAUGUUCACAUUACGUAAAACUUGGAAGAAAGUGUUCCCGCCAGAGAAGCUGCAUGCAGUAGAUGUACGUGUAAAUGCAAUUGACCCAGCAUGGCCAAUCACAGCUGUGCCUCCUACAAUAAAUGUGAAUCCUAAGUGUUUUCAUCAUCAGCUGAGACCAGCAGUGCAAGUUGCUGGGCAGGAAGCUGCUAAACUUCAUGCGGCACCUAAACCAAUGGAACCUCCACUGGUCUCAACCUGCCCCAGUUUUGUGUUCCAGCAUCAGCUGAGACCAGCAGUGCAAGUUGCUGGGCAGGAAGCUGCUAAACUUCAUGCGGCACCUAAACCAAUGGAACCUCCACUGGUCUCAACCUGCCCCAGUUUUGUGUUCCAGCAUCAGCUGAGACCAGCAGUGCAAGUUGCUGGGCAGGAAGCUGCUAAACUUCAUGCGGCACCUAAACCAAUGGAACCUCCACUGGUGUCAACUCAAUCACAAAUGUCCAUGCCUGUACCUGCCCCAGUUGCCAGUACUAGUCAGUACUUCAGCUACAUCAUCAUCAUCAUCAUCAUCAUCAAGCACCAGAUGCCAUCCAGUUCCAACACAAGGAGUAACUGCUGUCACUCCUGGUGUACAAUCGAGGAAUCCUCGGCUUGCUUGUCAGCAACUGCAAUCUAAUGCAGUUCCAGAAAAUAAUAUGGUACGGCCACAAGAGGAUGUCAAAAAUGCCAGAACAGUCAAUGCAGCUUACUACUCAGACCU